AUGUCAAAUCAAAAUGAUCUAUCUACAACUCCUAAAUCAUCAUCAUAUUUAUCAUUCUUUCCUGAUGAUUAUUUAUAUUAUUUAGAAUUUUUACCAAAUUUACAAAAUACUAUAAAUUUAUUUAUGACAUUUACUCCAUUAUUUUCAUAUGGUACAACAUGUAUAUCAAUAUAUAAACGAAAAACUUCAUUAGGUUUCAGUAUAGAUAUUUGUGGAACAAUGUUUAUGGCAAGUAUAUUAAGAAUUUAUUAUUAUAUUUGUUCACCUUAUGAAAUUACAUUGUUGAGACAAUCUAUUAUAAUGAUUUUAAUACAAACUGUUUUGUUGAAAAUUAGUUUAGCGUAUCGACCUUCAGAUUAUGAUCCUGAAUUAUUAUCAUCAUUACCUAAUUUAAAACAUGAAAUUGAAAUGAAUUUACCAAGAAGAUUAAGUUUUAGUUCGAUUAAUUUUGAACAUAAAAAUUAUUCAUCAAUGGAUACCUUGGAGUUUGUAAUUUUAAAAUUUAAAGAUUUAUAUACUUUAGCUUGGUGUUAUUUCAAGACAUUUUUUAAACAAACUUUACGAUUAUUUGAUGUUUACUACAAAAGACCUGGUUUAUUUUGGCAAUGGUCAAAUGAAUCAUCAUAUUGGAUAUUUUUAAGUGGAUUUGCUUUAGUUUUUGGAAUAUUAACUGGUUUUUUCAAAAAUAAUGAAAAUUUUGCAAAUUUUAUUGGUAUAUUAGGAUUAUUUAUUGAAAGUUUAUUACCAUUACCACAAAUUUUAAUGUUAAAUCGUAUACAACUGGUUAAAAAUUUUAAAAUUAUCUUGUUGUUAAGUUGGUUAGGUGGAGAUUGUACAAAAAUUUCUUAUUUAAUUUAUGGAACUAAUCAAAUUUCAAUUAUUUUCAUUGCUGCUGGUUUAUUUCAAAUGUGUUUGGAUUUAUUUAUUGCUUAUCAAUAUAUUAGUUUAAAAUAUUUAAAAAGUCUUGGUGGUUCAAAACUAAAUCUGCAACAUUCAGUUGAUGAAAUUGUACAUAAUAUAUUAUCAGAUACUCGAGAGGAAGAUUUAGAAAUGAAUAUUUUAACUUCUUCCAGUAAUGCAUCAAGUAGAUAG
Messenger RNA from Lodderomyces pseudojiufengensis, 1092 nucleotides. RefSeq lists its product as uncharacterized. Gene Ontology annotation, biological process: phospholipid translocation; retrograde transport, endosome to Golgi. The transcript has a single exon. Lineage: Eukaryota; Fungi; Ascomycota; Pichiomycetes; Serinales; Debaryomycetaceae. The record is from RefSeq and is a predicted model, not a curated record. Bases 1 to 1092 code for a protein of 363 amino acids. Gene Ontology annotation, cellular component: endosome; trans-Golgi network.